AUGAAUAAAUUUACGUAUUGUAUUGCCCUCUUGAUAGCAAUAGUUCUUCCUAUAAGUUCUAUACAACUUCAUUCUGUAAAUAAUGCUCCCUUAAAUUAUAUUGAAAUUGGAGACACGCUUUCCAAUAAAGUUGGUGAAUUAUGGCAUAGUCAUUUAAACUCAUUUAUAGAUAUUGUAUCUACAAAAGUUGUUAACAAAUUAGAAGAUGACUUAUCAAAUAGCAAAGACUUGGAAAAAUUCAUGAUUCUAUUAGAGGAUGAUGCUGAUAUUUUUGAUGCAAGCGCAUAUGAGGGUAAAAAUCUUGCACUUAUACAAACUGAAUUUAUUAGAAAAUUAAAGGACAAAUUUAAAAAUAGUAAAUUUGGACAAAAAUUAAAGAAACUUGGAUCAAAGGCAAAGGAAAAGCUUCUUAGUUUAUAUCACAAACAUAAAGGAAAACUUAGACAUUUCUUUAGCAUACUUCUAAAAAGCUUAGUCAUUCCAUUAGCUGUUCAAUUUAUAAGAAAGAAUUUAAACAAAUGGAAACAGAAAACAUUAGAAGCUACUCAGAAAUUAGAUCAACAAUCAAAGGAUAUAGCACAACCAAUUAUAAAUAGAUUAUAUAACAGUUUCGAAGAUAAAAUUGAAGAAUAUUCUCAGGAAAAUAAAAUAAAUGUAGAUGAGGAAUUGAAUGCACUUGGACAAUUAGAUAAGGAUAAACAAGAUAUACAAAAAUUAGAACAGCAAGAAAAAGCUCUAUUACAAUAA
Plasmodium adleri (nom. inval.) is the source of this 747-nucleotide messenger RNA. Its product is annotated as gamete egress and sporozoite traversal protein, putative. The coding region runs from base 1 to 747 and encodes 248 amino acids. The record is from RefSeq and is a predicted model, not a curated record. NCBI's taxonomy places the organism in Eukaryota, Apicomplexa, Aconoidasida, Haemosporida, Plasmodiidae. The transcript has 3 exons.